GUGGGUGAAGAAAGAAAAGACCUUGUGAGAUUAAGGAUUUUCCCCCCGCUGGUCUCCCCUCUUCAUCCGUCCGUCCAAAAGAAAAACAGUAAUGACCGGAGAGUAAGCUCUGCUGAAUAUAUUUUUGUCAUCAAUUAAAUCAGCGUUAAUGCAUGCGCGCUCUUAAUUGCCAGCUGGUAAAGUGCGUGUUGACACGCACGGGCGCGAGGAAGCAGUUCCCAUCUCGCCCGCAAAGCCAAAAGUUUCUCUGACUUCAGGUGUCUCGCGGAGCGCAGGGGAGGCACGAGGGAAUUACUGGCCGCUUUAUCGAUAGCUUCAAAUGCAAUAUGAUGGAUCGAUGGAGUCCAGUGCGCGAGACAUGGCUGCUGUUGCUGCUCGUCUCGGUGUUUCACAUCUCAACGGCAGCGGAUCCCAUUGAUGUCCUGAAGAUCCUGGAGCUGUCGGAGGACAUGGAAGGUGUGUCGUUGGAGUCAGGACUGUGCACCAGCAGACAGGGAGGAGAGGAGACGGACCUCUCCUUUAAAAUCGACAAGAAGAUUCAACUGAGCGCGCCCACCAAUCAACUCUUCCCUGAUUCACCAUUCCCUGUGAAUUUCUCAGUGAUGACAACAGUCAGAGCUGUGAAAGGCUCACAGGUCUUUCUCCUCUCCCUGUAUGACUCGCAGGGCACGCAGCAGCUGGGUGUGGAGGUCGGCCGUUCUCCUGUCUUCCUUUAUGAGAACCAUGAGGGUCAGCCACCUCCAGAACUUUACCCCACCUUUAGAAAGAUCAACCUGGCUGAUGGCAAGUGGCACAGAGUAGCCUACAGUGUGGAGGGUCAGUCAGUGACUCUCUACCUGGACUGUGUCAAACAGGACACCCUGGACCUGCUCAGAGGUCAAGACCCCCACGUCAGCACUGAGGGGGUCACUGUGUUUGGAACACGACUGCUGGACGAAGACGUGUUUGAGGGAGACAUCCAGCAGCUGCUGAUCGCUACUGACCCCAGGGCAGCAGAGACGUACUGUCAGGAUUACAUCCCAGACUGUGACUCACCUUUGUCCUACAACAGCAUAUUAGUUGAGGCCGUGGAGGUGGAGAGAGUACCCAAGAAACAUGUGGUGGAGGAGUUCGAGGAGUUUGACUACAGUGAUCUCUAUGAGGACAUCUCGGUUUCCACGGUGACUGCAGGUCCUAAUGUCACUGAGUAUGAGAUCGUAGAGUAUGAAGACUAUGACAACACAACAGAUUACGACCAUGUGAACGAGUACGAAUACCAGGAAGAAUACGAUGAGCGCUACGGACAGGCCGAGAGAGAACAGGUGUACUCUCUUAACACACAGGAUAUACCAGAGAAAGGACAAAAAGGAGAGCCAAGCGUUUUGGGAGCGGGAACGCAGAUUACUGGACCACGCGGGCCACCAGGACCUGAGGGAGAGCCAGGGCCUCCUGGAAUCACAGGGCCAGGAGGACCUCGAGGAGACCCCGGGGAGCUGGGCCCUCCAGGGCGGCCAGGCCUUAACGGAGCUGAUGGAAUACCGGGCCCCCCAGGAAACGUCAUGCUUAUACCGUUCCAGUCAGGUGGUGAUCCAAAGACAGGCACUGUGGUUUCUGCGCAGGAGGCGCAGGCUCAGGCCAUCCUGCAGCAGACCAAGCUGGCUAUGAAGGGCCCUCCAGGGCCACUCGGCCUCAGGGGAAGACCUGGGCCACUGGGUAACCCAGGUCCCUCCGGGCUUAAAGGGAGCAAUGGAGAUGUGGGGCCAAAGGGUCCUCCAGGGCAUGGAGGUAUGCCAGGUCAAAACGGACCAGUCGGGAAAAAGGGUCGAGCAGGUUCAGAUGGGGGCCGUGGUGCCAUAGGAGAAGCUGGCGCAAAGGGGGAUAGAGGGUUUGAUGGCUUACCAGGUCUCCCUGGUAACAAAGGACAUAACGGGGAGAGGGGUAAGCCGGGCCCUGUAGGUCUUUCUGGAGAGCCAGGUGAAAAGGGCUCUCAGGGGCCAUCUGGGCCAAGAGGUCAACCAGGUGAUGCUGGUUCAAGAGGCAUGACUGGUCCCAGAGGUCGUUCUGGUCCCCCAGGCCAGCCUGGCAUUCGAGGAAUUGACGGGGUUCAAGGUUCAAAGGGAAACAUAGGAGCCCUAGGAGACAUCGGAGCACCCGGACAGCAAGGCAACCCUGGCAUUGUGGGUUUCCCUGGUCCUCAAGGGUUAGUAGGGCUGCCAGGAGAGAAGGGGCCUCAAGGGAAGAAAGGGACGCAGGGCUUACCUGGAAACGACGGGCCCUCGGGUCACCCCGGAAGAGAAGGUACUCCAGGUGAAAAAGGACUGCCGGGUCCUUCAGGAGUGCAGGGGCCUGUUGGAUACCCUGGACAACGAGGAGUCAAGGGGGCAGAUGGAAUCAGAGGAUUAAAGGGAAGCAAAGGCGAAAAGGGAGAGGAUGGUUUCCCUGGAGCUAAAGGGGAGAUUGGAGCAAAGGGGGACGAUGGAGAAAACGGAGCUGAAGGUGGUCGAGGAGAAGAUGGGCCUGAGGGCCCCAAAGGACAGAUGGGUCCUCAAGGAGAAGCUGGCCCUUCUGGCACUUCUGGAGAGAAGGGGAAACUGGGAGUUCCUGGGCUGCCAGGAUAUCCAGGGCGACUAGGGCCCAAGGGCUCUGAUGGAUUUCCUGGUCCAAUGGGAGCUGCAGGAGAGAAAGGGAAGAAAGGUCCUGCAGGACAGCAAGGAGCCGCAGGCCAGAGGGGUCCGAAUGGUGCACGAGGUGGCAGAGGUGCAAAAGGACCUACAGGGAAAUCAGGAGAAAAGGGCGUCUCAGGACAGGAUGGGCCUUCAGGAUCUCCUGGUGAAAGGGGGCCUCAAGGGCCGCAAGGACGGAAUGGAGAGUCAGGACCUAAAGGAUCAAGCGGUCCUGCUGGGAAAGACGGACUUCCAGGUCACCCAGGUCAAAGAGAGAGCCAGUAAGGAUUCCAAGGGAAGACAGGACCUCCCGGACCCUCAGGUGUUGUGGGGCCACAGGGGAAAUCCGGUGAACCCGGUCCAACAGGCGACCGGGGUCACCCAGGGACACCAGGUGUACCUGGAGAGCACGGUUUACCUGGUGUUGCUGGGAAGGAAGGUGGAAAGGGAGAUCCAGGUUUACCUGGGACCUUUGGGAAGAAUGGCCCUACAGGACUGAAAGGGUUCAGGGGGAGCAGAGGAGCCCCUGGAGAUAUGGGACCUCCUGGUCUGAAAGGAGGAUCUGGACCUACUGGAUCGCCAGGAGCAAUAGGGUCGACAGGUGAAAGAGGCCCUCCAGGACCAGCAGGUGGCAUCGGACAGCCCGGUCGGGCCGGAGCGAUUGGAGGACUUGGACCAAUGGGAGAGAAGGGCGAGCCUGGAGAAAAGGGUCCGAUUGGACCAGCCGGUCAGGAUGGAGAUCAGGGACCUGUAGGAAUGCUUGGGGCUAUGGGCCCUGUAGGACCUGCAGGAGACGACGGAGAUAAGGGAGAGCAGGGACAAUCUGGGCAGAAAGGCAGCAAAGGAGACAAAGGGGAAGCCGGCCCCUCAGGCCCUGCUGGCACUCAAGGUGUAAUUGGUCAGCCAGGACUUCCGGGUAUAGAUGGACUGCUGGGCCCCCGGGGCCAGCAGGGCAUGUACGGUCCCAAAGGAGAUGAGGGACUUCGUGGCUUCAAGGGCUCUAAAGGACCAAUAGGAUUACAGGGCAUGCCUGGCCUGCCAGGAGAGAAGGGUGAAAGUGGACAUGGGGGGCUAAUGGGUCCACCUGGUCAACAAGGCCCCUCUGGUCCUCAAGGACCUAUUGGGGGACAGGGUCCAACUGGUCGACUCGGGAUGAUAGGACAGCCAGGUAUUGUUGGAGAGAAGGGUGAGGAUGGCGAGGGAGGGGACCCUGGAGCAGUUGGCGUUCCAGGAAGACUCGGAGGAAAAGGAGACCAGGGGGAGAAGGGAGAUACGGGGCUUCCAGGAGCAGCUGGCCCUCCAGGAGCCAGGGGCAUCACAGGGGAGGAUGGAGCCAAGGGCAAUGCUGGUCCUCCAGGUCUCACUGGGGACCUCGGGCAGCAGGGAGAAGCUGGACCCAAUGGUGUGGAUGGUCUGCCCGGUUCUAAAGGAGACCUAGGAGACCCGGGGAACUCUGGACCACCAGGAGCGGCAGGAGAACCUGGACCAUCUGGACCUCCUGGGCGAAGGGGCCACUUGGGAAAACCAGGGAAGGAAGGAAAGGCUGGUCUGAAAGGAGGGAAGGGUGCGUCCGGUUUGGAAGGUCCCAUAGGGAAGACAGGGCCCGUAGGUGCCCAGGGACAGCCUGGGAAGCCUGGCCCUCAAGGCUUAAGAGGGAUCCCCGGCCCUGGUGGAGAGCAGGGUUUAAAUGGACCACCUGGCCAGACAGGACCCCCAGGUCCCAUGGGUCCACCGGGAUUACUAGGACUGAAGGGAGACCAUGGCAAAAAGGGAGACAAGGGCCACGGCGGUCUGAUAGGUCUGAUAGGGCCACCAGGAGACAUCGGAGAGAAGGGCGACAGAGGACUGCCAGGAAACCAGGGACUAACGGGUCCAAAAGGAGAUGAGGGUCUACUUGGUCCACAUGGUCCCCCCGGCCCCCCUGGCCCCACGGGUCUGUCUGGUGCUACUGGUACAAAGGGCUCUAAAGGAAACCAGGGUCCAAUUGGUCCCAGAGGAGACACUGGACCUGUAGGACCUCCAGGGCAACCUGGAAUGCCAGCAGCCGGCAUAUCCCCUCUGCCAGAGCGAGGACGGAGAAGGAGAACUCACACCUUGGUGGAUGGUGCUGCACUUGAAGAGGAGGAGGCGUUAGAUGGAGAAGAGGAGGAAUGGAUGCAGAGGGACCAGGCGGAGCAGAUGAAGGAGGAGGGCCAAGGCAUGGAGGAAGUAUUUGCAUCUUUGACCUCUAUGAAAGUAGAGGUGGAGGGUCUGCGUAACCCACAAGGGACAUACCACAGCCCCGCCCGCACCUGCAAGGAGCUCUGGCUCCUCCACCCAGAUCUCCCCAAUGGUGAGUACUGGAUAGAUCCCAACCAGGGUUGCCAUAGAGACUCCUUCAAAGUGUUUUGUAACUUCACUGCACAAGGAGAGACGUGUCUGCAACCUGACAAGAAGUUCCAGUCGGUGAAGUUAGCAGCCUGGAAAGGGGAGAAGUCUGGCUCCUGGUAUAGUAAAUUCAGGAAAGGAAAACAGAUUUCCUACUCUGGGUCGGACGACGUUCCAGUCCACGUGGUCCAGUUGACAUUCCUGCAGCUGUUGAGCGCGACGGCCAAGCAGACCUUUACUUACCAUUGCCUCAACUCCGCCGCCUGGCUGCACGCCACCACUUACAGCCACGAACACGCGCUGCGCUUCAGAGGCGCCAACGGGGAGGAGCUGACACAUGAGAACACGCAUUACAUUAGUGCGCUGUACGACGGGUGUCAGACGCGCUCGGGGCAAGAGAGGACGGUGUUGGAAUUUGACGCUCCGCUGUCCAACACGCUCCCCAUCAUCGACGUGGCCGUGGCUGAUUUUGGGAAGGGGAGCCAGAAAUUUGGUUUUCAAGUCGGCCCAGUCUGCUACAACGGUUAACCAAACAGGGGGAAGAUUACAACAGGAGUAAUUUAAUAGGAAAAAGAGCCACGGACACUUUUUAUAUGCAGGGAGAAAACUACAUUCAAGACUUACCACAUAUUUAUAAGUUGAUUUACCUACAACAGUGUUCCUUCAUCUACACGUUCAUCUGUGAUACAUACAUUCAUUCACUCUCUCUCCUUCAUUUCAUUUUAUUCAUCUCAUACAUUCUCACAACUGACUCGCAUAUUGUGUUUUCAUGAGCAGUGCAUACAUGUAGUGACAGUCAACCACAUCCUCAGUUACACACAUUUUAUUUUUAUUUUCAUAUUUUCAUUUUAUCAUUCCUCUUGGAAGGAGUGAGUGGUGCUCUCACUGUUUCAUUCUUGUCUAUUCAUAUGUGUAUUGAUCUAUGCACUCAUUUCCCACCUAUGCAUAAUCAUACACAAGUCUAAAAACACUACGAACACUGAAUAAUCUUAAAAAAUAUAAAAAUGCCAUAUUUGAGCAACAUUCACCCACCAUGUUGUUCCGUAAUAUCAUCAAACCUCAAAUUGCUGUGUUGUAUUUGUUUGUUGUUGUCACUUUGUUGUUAUAAUUAUCUGUUAUGUGACUGAUAUUGGAGUGUAAUUCAUCACGGUGCUAUUAUGUGGCUCCUAGCAGAGUACAUUUCUUUGUAAAAGGGAACUGGGGCAGUGCAUUUUUUAUAUUGUAAAGCUGUGUUUUAUAUUUUUUCAACAUAAGAAACAAGCUGUUGUACAUGAUUGCCUCAAUGUCUUUCUAUGCAUAGUUGUGUGGGGAAGUGACUGAGUAACAUAUUUUAAUAAAAGUACAUAAUGUACAUUUAAGUUAA
Messenger RNA from Etheostoma spectabile (orangethroat darter), 6372 nucleotides. RefSeq names its product collagen alpha-1(XI) chain-like. Gene Ontology annotation, molecular function: extracellular matrix structural constituent conferring tensile strength. The transcript is spliced from 66 exons. The record is from RefSeq and is a predicted model, not a curated record. Lineage: Eukaryota; Metazoa; Chordata; Actinopteri; Perciformes; Percidae. Gene Ontology annotation, biological process: extracellular matrix organization.